AAACGUCAAGCGUGAUCAUUAGUUUCGAAGGUCCUCUCCAAGAUGAAGUUCGUUCUAGCAAUUUGCCUUCUGGUGGUAUCGGUCCAGGCCACAGAUUAUUGUGAACCCUCGCUUUGCCGCAAAGGAAGUUCACACGUUGCCUGCAAUGCCAACCCUGGAUACGGCAAACCCGAUGCCUAUACUAUUCCCUUCGACAGCGACAAACAAGCGAUGAUCGUCCAGCUGCACAAUGAAAUGCGUAACAAGAUUGCUCUCGGAAAGCAGAACUACACCAAAGGAUUCUAUCCAACGGCAGCUCGUAUGACUACGAUGCAAUGGGACGACGAGCUAGCUUUUAUUGCAGCGGCCAAUGCUAGGAAGUGUGUAUUUAAACAUGACCAGUGUCGCAACACUGUCAAGUAUCCGAUAUCUGGUCAGAACAUUGGAAUCUUUGGAUACGGUGGAACUCGCGACCCCGACGUACUGAUCACCAAACUAUUCAAUAUGUGGUAUGCCGAAUAUAAGCAUGCUAACCCUGAGAUCACCAAGAAAUACCCGAAAGGUUAUAAGGGACCCGUUAUCGGACAUUUCACCCAAGUGGUUCAGGAUCGCGCGGAUCGGAUUGGAUGUGCUGUGACUCAUUGGACCGAUAAACCUUAUAACAAGCUUUAUUUGGUGUGCAACUAUGCCCGGGUCAAUGUAGUGGGACAACCAGUUUACACUCCGGGAGAUGUUGGAUCACAAUGUACAACAGGCACCAAUAGUGAGUUCCCUGGGCUGUGCAGCCCUGAUGAGGUUAUCUCUUAUAAAGUUUAUAAUUAAACUAACCGAUAAAUAAACGGUGGCGUUUAAAUUUG
This is a messenger RNA of Uranotaenia lowii, 836 nucleotides long. RefSeq names its product antigen 5 like allergen Cul n 1-like. The coding region runs from base 43 to 801 and encodes 252 amino acids. The transcript has 4 exons. The record is from RefSeq and is a predicted model, not a curated record. Lineage: Eukaryota; Metazoa; Arthropoda; Insecta; Diptera; Culicidae.